UCCUCCCAUCUUCUUCGCAUCUGUUUGGAGUUCUAAGCUUCUGACGUUGGGCGUAAGCAGCAGGAGGGAUAAAUCAGGAUGCAAAGAUCCUUUUGUCUGCUGUGGAAAAGGCAGCUCGGGGACGAGUUACAGGAACAGCGUUCAGCUCCCUGAGUUACUAACUCGUGCGAGCCGGAAAACACAACUCCAGCCAUCCAGGGACCACCAAGAUGAGUGAAACCACUUCUCUGGGUCCUCCAGCGCCAAGCCAGGGUCCUAUUACCCCACGCAAAGGUCCCCCCAAGUUCAAGCAGAGACAGACCCGACAGUUCAAGAGCAAGCCUCCCAAGAAAGGUGUGAAAGGGUUUGGAGAUGACAUCCCAGGCAUGGAAGGGCUAGGAACAGAUAUCACGGUGAUCUGUCCCUGGGAAGCAUUCAGCCACCUGGAACUGCACGAGCUUGCUCAGUUUGGAAUUAUAUGAGGGGUCCAGAGCUUGGCUGCUCUCAAGAGCGU
This is a messenger RNA of Peromyscus eremicus (cactus mouse), 493 nucleotides long. RefSeq names its product phosphodiesterase 6H (gene Pde6h). The record is from RefSeq and is a predicted model, not a curated record. NCBI's taxonomy places the organism in Eukaryota, Metazoa, Chordata, Mammalia, Rodentia, Cricetidae. Gene Ontology annotation, biological process: positive regulation of G protein-coupled receptor signaling pathway; visual perception; positive regulation of epidermal growth factor receptor signaling pathway. Bases 210 to 461 code for a protein of 83 amino acids. Gene Ontology annotation, cellular component: photoreceptor outer segment membrane. Gene Ontology annotation, molecular function: 3',5'-cyclic-nucleotide phosphodiesterase activity; cGMP binding. The transcript is spliced from 4 exons.